This is a messenger RNA of Rhipicephalus sanguineus (brown dog tick), 881 nucleotides long. RefSeq lists its product as uncharacterized. The coding region runs from base 45 to 881 and encodes 278 amino acids. NCBI's taxonomy places the organism in Eukaryota, Metazoa, Arthropoda, Arachnida, Ixodida, Ixodidae. The transcript has 4 exons. The record is from RefSeq and is a predicted model, not a curated record.
GCUCUAGGCCAAGAAGAGAACUUAUUAGGAGUGUGGCUGAGGAAAUGGUCAAGGCAUACCCAGCUGCUCUUGAAGAUAGGAGCAUCAAUGGCUCCUUGCUUGGUCGUGGCUAUGACUCAUUGUUUCAACAACUUGAGGCGAGAGUAGAAAAUAUUCAUCGAGGCAAGCGAGGAAUCCCAUCAUCGACUCCUGUGUCGACACAGAAGAGCGCAAAGAUGUCGUACGGCUGCAUGAAUUGGCAGCCGCGGCCGGUUUUACACACUGAUGAGCUUGAUGAGAAGCAGCAAUUUCUUCAGCGUGAAGCGCGGAAAAGUCCAAAGGACAUGGAUUUGUCUUUAGCCAUGGUGUACAUGGAAGAUACAUAUGGAGCACAACGGCAAUUCAUAAACAGUGGGAGUCCUGUGCACCAUGCUACAGAAAUCAAGAGAGAGUGGCCACUGUUGUUUCACCGUCCCUUCUUCUACAAGCACGUUGCACAACUUCUUGGAAAGGAUGCCAAGGAUGGUUUCCAGGCGUCAUUGCGAGGUUACGCCCCACUGCUGUUUAAGCACAUGAAAAGUGUAGUAAAGAGGGAUGUCAUCGAAUGGGUCAUCGAGACAGAGCGGGAGGUGUCAAAGGGCUGCAAGAACGCAAAGGAGGUGGCAUUUGUGCCAUUGUUGGCUGCGUAUUUUGGUGACAAAGAAGAGGCCCUCUUCAAGGUUUUCGAGCAUGGUACAAGUAUAACAGAAGUAGUUUCUGAGUUGCCACCUACGCCCAUCGUUGCCGCACUAGCAGCGGCAAUCCGCACAUUGUACCGCACAAUCACAUGGACCUCCUUGCCUGAUGAUGAUGACGAUGUCUGCUGCCUCUUUCCUUUGGAGUACUUUGGAGCGGGUGAUUGA